CCUCCGCUUCUUCUCCUGCACAUACAACAGCAUCAAACAGAAGAAGAAGAAGAAGCCAUUGGCUCCGAGGAGCUGAUGACGGAGGGAGCGCACUGUCUUCUCCAGGAGCGCGUUAGCCCACAACACACACACACUGCUCCUCCUGCCAGUGGGAUGAGACCAGUGUGUCGGACUGGGAUGCACGUUUAAGUGGAGAACUUUUUUUCUUCUUUUUUUGCUGGUGUUAUUUUUGUGUUUAUUUUGGAGGUGGAGACCUGUUAGGACGAGCGCGUUUACACUCUCCAGGAGCGCGCAGUGUGGCACACGCUGGAACAAAAAACAGUUCAGUGCAGCGAGUGCAGCGCAGGCAGGUUUCCGUUUUAAAAGCAGCAGGAGAGGCAGGAGAGUUACGGAGUCCGCGGGGGAAGCGGUGUCGGUGCACGAGGAAGACGGAGACACUCUCUAAAAACGAGAUAUUGAGAAGAAAUCAGCGGCGGAACUUGGAUAUGGCGGGUGUGAAGACGUUCGACCUUUUCGUUGGAGUUGUUUUAGUUUUGCAGUGUGUGGGGGAUGCCCGAGCAGAGACCACAGCCAGUAACGGGGUCUCUUACUCAUACGUGCAGGGGCAGGCAGGAGAUGAGGACGCCGCAGUGGACGUGAGGCUGUACAGUCACCGGUGGAGGAGAUGGCUUCCCCCAAAACCUCGUAACAUGGACAGUAACAGGGCCAGUCAGGAGCAGGACCAGGAUCCUGAGCAAGAGGAGCCAGAGGGCUUUCCAGGCCUGCUGUCUGCAGAGGAAACAGACAACAGCUCCCAGAUAGAGGAGGAUACAGACCACAACUACUAUACAUCAAAAACUUACAACCCUUCAGAUCCAUUGAGCAAGGAAUUGUGGGUAGAUAUUGACCAGAUGGACAAGGACAAAGUGAAGAUCCACGGGAUUCUGUCCAACACACACAGACAAGCAGCGAGAGUUAAUCUGUCCUUCGAUUUCCCUUUUUAUGGACAUUUCCUGCGUGAAAUCACCGUGGCGACUGGUGGGUUCAUCUACACAGGGGACGUGGUCCAUCGGAUGCUAACAGCUACUCAAUACAUCGCUCCUCUAAUGGCGAACUUUGACCCAAGUGUCUCCAGAAACUCCACUGUCAUCUACUUUGACAACGGUACGGCUCUGGUGGUGCAGUGGGACCAUGUCCACCUACAGGACAACUACAACUUGGGAAGCUUCACGUUCCAGGCAACACUGCACAACACCGGCAGGAUCGUUUUUGCAUACAAAGAGAUCCCCAUAGAGGUGUCACAGAUCAGCUCUGUCAAUCAUCCGGUGAAGGUGGGCCUGUCUGAUGCCUUUGUGGUGGUCCACAAGAUCCAACAGAUACCCAACGUGAGGCGGAGGACAAUCUACGAAUACCACCGCGUGGAGCUGACGAAGACGAGGAUCACUAACUCUACAGCUGUGGAAAUGCUGCCUCUACCCACCUGUCUCCAGUUCACCAGCUGUAGCACGUGCAUCUCCUCACAGAUCAACUUCAACUGCAGCUGGUGCCAUCGACUCAACAGGUGUUCCAGUGGUUUUGACCGCCAUCGACAAGACUGGGUGGAUAACAGCUGCCCGGAUGAGACUAAGGACAAGAUGUGUGACGACAUCGACACCACUUAUCUCUACCCCUUCACCACCACGAUUGCCACCAAGACAACCUCCAGGAGCAAAGAAGCCACUGCAGACAGGGACGCAUCCUCCACCUCCCACCCUCCCACCAGCGUCCCCACUGAAGAUGAUACUAAGAUCGCCCUGCAUCUCAGAGACAACCAGGGUAGGUCUCUAUCUUCCUCUGCUGUGGCGUCCAAUAACUGUUGUUGCUGUUUGCCUUUAUUCCCUGUUGUUUUUAUGGCUGUGUGUGUGUCUUUGUUUCCCUCCUGUUUCUGUUUUCACCACUGA
Molecule: messenger RNA, 1919 nt
Organism: Plectropomus leopardus (leopard coralgrouper)
Lineage: Eukaryota; Metazoa; Chordata; Actinopteri; Perciformes; Serranidae
Source: RefSeq, a predicted model, not a curated record